AUCCCUUGAAAAGACAUAUGCUGUCACUGAGAAGGGGAAGGUGGAGUAUUUGUGAAUCUGGAUGGAGCCACCAGCAGGGAAGAAGGAGUAGUGAGGACAAGUGUGGUGGAAAGAAUAAGACUCUUCCUAGAAGUAGGAGGGAAACUUGACCCUGAUGGUGACAGGAUGGACUGAGCUCUUAUGCCUUUGUCUGACUCCUGGUGAAGGCUGGGCGCUGCACAGAGAUGGCUGUGGAUUGUAGGAGACGUGAACUUUUGUCCUGAGCCCCUCAUCUGCUGCUUGGUUGAGUUGAGGCUCUAGGAUGCUGGGGCCAGCCAGGCUUGGGUUGCCCACCUGAUCCUUGCCACCUGUGUCCUGCUGGCACACCAUGUUGCGCUCCUGGCGCACGAAGCUGAAGCUGCUGCUCGCCACAGUGACCCUGGCCAUCCUCCUCUCCUGGCUCUACCUCUUUGUGGGCAGCCUUGAAUAUGGCCGCUUCCUCCUGCUGCCACCCUGCCUGGGCGAGCAGCCAAGCCGGGAUGUGGAACGGGAGACUCUGGCCUCACGAGUGCGCAGGGUGGAGGAGGAGAAUCAGCAGCUCCGCCUGCAGCUCAGCCAGGCUCAGAUGGAGGGCAGUGAUGGCAGCCCACAGUGGGGACCCUCUGCCGAGGAUGGAGAUCUCCCCAGGGGUGAGAGGAGCAAUCGUACAGCCUGCCCCAAGCAGCAGACAGUGCACAAAUGUGAGCUCCUGCAUGUUGCGAUUGUGUGUGCCGGGCACAACGCGAGCCGGGAUGUGGUCACCCUGGUGAAAUCCAUCCUCUUCCACAGGAAGAACCCCCUCCACUUUCACUUCAUCACGGACUCUGUGGCCCACCAGAUCCUCCAGACACUCUUCCAGUCCUGGAUGGUGCCUUCUGUACAUGUCAGCUUCUACAAUGCUGAUGACUUGAAGCCAGAGGUGUCGUGGAUCCCCAACAAGCACUACUCUGGCAUCUAUGGGCUGAUGAAGCUGACGCUUACCAAGGCGCUGCCCUCCAACCUUUCCAAGGUCAUCGUCUUGGACACUGACAUCACCUUUGCUACUGACAUUGCCGAGCUCUGGGCUGUCUUUGGGAAGUUUUCUGAAAAGCAGGUGAUUGGGCUGGUGGAGAACCAAAGUGACUGGUAUUUGGGCAAUCUGUGGAAAAACCACAAACCAUGGCCGGCCCUGGGACGUGGCUUCAACACAGGGGUGAUCCUGCUCCUGCUGGACCGUCUGCGUCACCUGGGCUGGGAGCAGAUGUGGCGGCUGACGGCAGAGCGGGAGCUCAUGAGCAUGCUGUCCACCUCGCUGGCCGAUCAGGACAUCUUUAACGCGGUGAUCAAGCAGAACCCAUCCCUGGUGUACCGGCUUCCCUGCUUCUGGAAUGUGCAGCUGUCAGAUCACACCCGCUCGGAGCAGUGCUACACUGAGCUUUCAGAUCUCAAGGUGAUCCACUGGAACUCACCCAAGAAGCUGCGGGUGAAGAACAAGCAUGUGGAGUUCUUCCGUAACCUCUACCUGACCUUCCUGGAGUAUGAUGGGAACCUGCUGCGCAGGGAGCUUUUUGGCUGUGCCAGUCUUCCCAGCCCACCCAGGGACCAGCUACAGCAGGCACUGGAGGAGUUGGAUGAGGAUGAUCCCUGCUAUGAUUUCCGCCAGCAGCACCUCACGCAGCACCGCAUCCACCUGUUCUUCCUGCAGUACGAGUUCUUGGCGUUUCCCAACCCUACUGAUGUCACCCUCGUGGCCCAGCUCUCCAUGGACAGGUUACAGAUGCUGGAGGCCAUCUGCAAACACUGGGCGGGCCCCAUCAGCCUGGCAUUGUACAUGUCAGAUGCUGAGGCUCAGCAGUUCCUGCGCUAUGCCCAGGCCUCGGAGGUGCUGAGCGCCCGCCGCAAUGUCGCCUACCACAUUGUCUACAAGGAGGGGCAGUUCUACCCCAUCAACCUCCUGCGAAACGUGGCCUUGGCCAACACGCAGACGCCAUACGUCUUUCUGACGGACAUUGACUUCCUGCCUAUGUAUGGCCUCUACGAUUACCUCAGGAACUCCAUCCAGCAGCUGGAGCUGCCCCAGAGGAAGGCAGCUCUCAUUGUGCCGGCGUUUGAGACCCUGCACUACCGCCUGACCUUCCCCAAAUCCAAAGCAGAGCUGCUCUCCAUGCUGGACAUGGGCUCCCUCUACACCUUCAGGUACCAUGUGUGGCCAAAAGGCCACGCCCCAACAGACUACGCCAAGUGGCGGACGGCCACUGUGCCGUACCGUGUGGUGUGGCAGCCAGACUUCGAGCCUUACGUUGUAGUGAGGCGAGAUUGCCCCAGGUAUGACCAGAGGUUCGUGGGCUUCGGCUGGAACAAAGUAUCCCACAUCAUGGAGCUGGAUGCGCAGGAGUAUGAGCUGCUGGUCCUGCCCAAUGCCUUCAUGAUCCACAUGCCCCAUGCCCCCAGCUUCGACAUCUCCAAGUUUCGCCUGAAUGCAGGAUACCGGGGCUGCCUCCAAACGCUGCGGGAGGAGUUCCACCAGGACCUGUCACGGCGAUAUGGGGCUGCUGCGCUCAAAUACCUCACCGCCGAGAGAAGCCUGUGACACCUGGGGACAGUGGGUGCGGGGUACAAGCAGCACACUGGGAGGCUGCAGGGCCUCCCUCCUGCCCCUGCCCACCACCGCAGCCCAGCUUGAGGGAACGGAGUUGGCAGCACAGCCUCUCCAGCCCACCAAAGGGAUACCCACAGAUAAGGUGGAAGAUAUCAGCUGCAAGAACAGGUAGUGCCUGGAGAUCAAGCUACCACAGCCUUCCUGAGUUACAGGGGAACCUCCUUAUGCCAGGGGUCAGGAUGUCAGCUCUCCUCCCUCCUCUCUUUUAGUAGAUGUGGGUUCCUUAGUCUUCACUAGCUCACUUGACCUUGAGGCCUGGCUCCUGCAGAGGCCUGGGAGCUGUGCCAUACCCUGCUCUGCCCUUGCUCAGUGGUCCCAGUUCCAGUCCUUGCAUACUCCUCUGGGGCUUUGGUGAGCGAGAGAUGAGGUUGUAGAACAUCCCUUUGUGGAGCAGGCUCAGAGGAAGCCUCCUAGCACCUUGGGAGCUCCAGCCAGGGAGUACCAGGAGUUGUUGGAGACCUGGUUCAAGCCCAGAUCAAGGCUAGCUGGUUAACAGCAGAGAAGUAUUAUUACUCCCGAUCCAUAUGGAUGCAGUCUCCAGUGGAGUUGGCCCUGCACUGGUGGUGCUGGAGUCACUCAGAGCAGGAUGAGCUCCAAGAGCAGGACAGGCUGUGUGCUGUCCCCAGAAUGAACUCCCAGAAUAGACCUGCACCUCCAGUCUGGGAGCAGCCGUGGUGGUAACAGACCUGUGUUGUGUUGGCAGUGCCCCACAGGGCUGGGCUGCAAACCAUGGCCAAGAGCAAAACAGCAGCUUCAUGGGCCAGUGUAUGCUGAGAGAAGUUUCUGGCAGGGACCACCCUGCUCCUCCCCAGCUCCCGGCAGCACAGUCGUUGCCAUCAACAAUCAGGGAUGCGACUGACACUGGACAAGACCGUAGCUGAGCACUGUGGCAGGAACCCUUGUGCCAGGAGCAGCUUGACCAGACACUGUUCUACCACUAUCACACACUGGAGCACAGAGGAUGCAUUGCUUUCCUCACGCUGUUUAAAUUAUUUAAUACUUUUCUCAUAAGAAUUCAGUAAUUAGGGUGUCUGGGGUUCUUCUUUUUAAUCCUUUUUUCCUCCAAGAUGAUUUUGCUGAUGGCCCUGGAGGCUCUCCGGGCCAGUUGCUGCUGCAGCCUCUGCUGUUCUCUCCUUAGCUUUGCUCUGGGCUGCAAGAGCUAGAGCUAGCUCUGUGCAGGGGUGAGGAUUUCCGUCCAUGGUGGGAGUGACUAAGAGGAGUCAUACAAAGCACGGGGUAUGGAAAGGGCACAAGCGCCUCUUGCUUUUUUCCUCGUUUUAAUUUAAUUUUUAAAUUAAAGCUUUUUUAUUCUUUUUCACAUUCUUGUUAGAACUGCCUGGUUAUUAAUUUUUUCCCCUGAAGGGAAGACAGCAGGAAGAGUGUAAUGGAGGAGUAGCCUGAGCCUUGGCUGUGGAAAAGCAUCACUGGGCUUGCUCUGCCUGGCAUGUUUUCCUGUUGGACUGGCACAGUGGGAAGGUUAAGGAACAAGGAAGAGCAGCAGGCAAAAGAAAUGCCAGUGUCACCAAGUGGCAGGUGCACCGGUCCCCUGCCAGCUCUGAAAGGGUUGUUAGGCUCAAAUCUGAUGGUUCCCAGCACUGCAGCAGGGCCCAGGCAGCCUGCCUGCACAGCCAGCACCCCUGAACUGGAUCAUGGGGCUUCACGGUUUAGGCGUGUAGUCAGUUUAAACACCCCCAGGUAGAAGGGAUGUAGUUUCAUCUGGUGGUGCUGCAGCUCAUCCCCGAGAGCAGCAUGCUGAGCUGGAUGCUCUGCCAUGAUCUGCAGGACCUUUCCUCACCCAGAGGAGGGAGGACAGGCACCCAACUCUGGCCACAGUGCAGGCAGUGGGACCGGGUGAGGCUCUCUGCUGAACAGCCUUGGCUUUGUAAGAGUGUUGGGAAUAAAAGCUGGCUCUUGGGCCCCAUCAGCCACCACCCUUGCAUCUGCAGGUUCGAAGAUGAGGGUGGUUUGCCAGGAGCAAGUGUUGAGGCUUUACUUGGGAAAGGGCUGGGAAGGCAUUGCUCAUCACAGUGAAGCCAUGCACAGCUCCACCCCACCAGUCCCUAGCAGGCAGCUUUUGUUUAAUAUAACCAAAGCUCACCCAUACCGUGCUGCUGCUGCACUUAUCAACAAGAGGGUUGAUCACAGCUAGAUGCUGCUACAGACAUGGUGGAACAGUGCCGGGAUGGAGCAGGCCUCUUCCAGGCAAUUCUUUGAUGGCUGUGAGGCAACAAAAAUGCUGUCUCUAUGGUUAUUUUGGAAGGUGGCACUGUAGAAGGAGGGCUGAACACCAUAAUUAUCAGAUAGUCCUUCCCAACCUAUUCAUUCACUCAUGGCUAGGCUUUGCGAAUGAAGAUUUGAGUGAAUGAAUAGGUUGGAAAGGAUCAUCUGAAAAUUAAUCUAUACAGUCAGCCCUAAAUGUGCCUAAGAGGGUAGAGGUAUUUGGAAGUAAACCCAGCUCAAGCUGAUCUCCAUGUGCCCUCUGCCGGGCAGCAUCAACUGGGAGGCACCCACUGAGUCAGAACCGGGAGAUUAUCUGAACUGAGCGCAGCCCCUUUUGGACCUAAAAUUCAUUUCUCCUAACACACUGUCCUUCUCCUUGCCAAGAAAGCGGAGCGUGCCACAGCCGCCACACAGAGCCAUGCUCAGAAACCCCUCUUGGGGCUGGGGAUUUGCUAUGGGCACUACACCAUGCCCUGUGCCUGUGGGACCCGCUGUCCCCACCUGGUACAUACAGCUAAGGAGACAAGAGAUUUUACUGUGUUUUAUUUAGUAAAAUGUUAAAAUAAAUAAAUACAAAUUGAUCAGAUGCUCUGUAUCCCCUCCCCCCAACUUUAAUUUGCUAAAAUCUAAACACAUUUGUACCAAAACUGAAACCACAAGGAACUUGAAGGCAGCAGAGACUGCAGAUCACUAUGAGCAUCAGGCUAAAAAAAAUAGA
Lepidothrix coronata (blue-crowned manakin) is the source of this 5594-nucleotide messenger RNA. It is a transcript of the gene LARGE2, whose product is annotated as LARGE xylosyl- and glucuronyltransferase 2. Gene Ontology annotation, biological process: protein O-linked glycosylation via mannose. The transcript has 15 exons. Bases 368 to 2587 code for a protein of 739 amino acids. Gene Ontology annotation, molecular function: xylosyltransferase activity; glucuronosyltransferase activity. Lineage: Eukaryota; Metazoa; Chordata; Aves; Passeriformes; Pipridae. The record is from RefSeq and is a predicted model, not a curated record.